This is a messenger RNA of Saccostrea cuccullata (small rock oyster), 2770 nucleotides long. RefSeq names its product sperm flagellar protein 1-like. Gene Ontology annotation, biological process: regulation of cytoskeleton organization. NCBI's taxonomy places the organism in Eukaryota, Metazoa, Mollusca, Bivalvia, Ostreida, Ostreidae. Gene Ontology annotation, cellular component: axoneme. Bases 156 to 1127 code for a protein of 323 amino acids. Gene Ontology annotation, molecular function: microtubule binding. The transcript is spliced from 8 exons. The record is from RefSeq and is a predicted model, not a curated record.
CACUUUGACCCGUGAGCAUUGAAGCGGACAAGACAGUUUCAUGGGCGAGUUUGCAAUCGGAAGUUCUUAUGAAUGGUGUAUAGGAGUUUGAUUUAGUAUUUAUUGACAUACAAUUAUUUUUUUUUCACUUGACAAAUGUACAAUUUCAAUAAGAAAUGGAAACUAUAACAUUUAGGCGACAACUGAACGGGUUAACACGCGUGGACAUGGAAGAAUAUUUCGAUGAUGUCGAAUUAGAAAAUUUAUACCAAUGGAUUGAUAGAAUUCCAUUAUCGAGGCCUAAAAAGAACAUUGGGAAAGAUUUUUCCGAUGGAGUGCUUAUAGCAGAAAUUAUAAACCACUACUUCCCUAAGCUAGUGGAACUCCAUAACUACUCACCCGCUGCUGCCACAAAACAGAAGAUGGAGAACUGGUAUCUACUGAACAGGCGAGUGUUACGGAAGCUUGACCUUGACCUAUCAGAUGAGGUCAUUCGAGCUCUGGCAAACUGCAAGCCUAAAGUGGUAGAGAAAGUGCUGAUGCUCCUACGACUUCAGAUAGACAAGAAUCUGCAGAGACAAGGUAGGAGCCGCAUGGAAAUUGAUGCCAACUUCGCCCAGAGUAUGGAUCAAAAAGAACAAAAAAAAUCCCAAUCUGCCCCUGCUGCCGAAAAUAGUCAGGCGUUAGUUCCAGUAAAAACAGGGAGGUCUUCACCGGGAAAACUGGCAUCUCCCCGCAAACUAGGGAAGGGAGAAAUCCCCCACAACCAUCCAGACAGAUCAAUUACAGCAAUAAGACUGAAAUCAUAUAGUCCUGGGAGAUUUGACAUAAUGGAGUAUCCAAGUAUUGGUGUAAAAUCAAAAAGAGGAUUGGAUGAUAUAGGUUCUUACCACUUUGAGGGUAAGGGAUAUUUUGAUCCUUCGAUCUACAUCUACCCCACGUCAGACAAUGUGCCCCGCAGUUAUCUCGAGGAGAAGGAGAUGGAAUGCCUGGCUAAGGAUGAAACAAUUAGAAUGCUCAAUUCAAAAAUUCGAAGACUUGAACACCUCUUACAGUUAAAAGAUACCAGAAUGUCUGAUCUACAAGGACAGUUAGCAAGAGAGCAGGGUUUGUACUACGUGACCAGCAGGAAGCACAUUAUUAAAUAAGAUACUGCUCACCAGCAUGAGCAGCAUGAUUCAAGCAUGUAGUCAGAUUGGAUUCGCAGCAUGAAAACAGCAUCUUGAAAUAUUUCAUGAGACCAUUCUCUCUUGCUUAUGUCUUUGUAUGUAUUGUCUCAUCAUACAUGUACAUAUUAUAAGUAACCAAUCACAAGUCCCCUAACAAAUGGUGUGUGGGCGUCUCCUACUAACUUAUAGUACAAGCAUGAUCAGUGGGGAAGGAUUGUGCCGAAUCGACUGUGAUAUUUUUCUGUGAUAAUUCAGAUUAUCAGUGUAUAUAUUGCCAUCGAGAGUUUGCAGUUGUGCUUAUUUAUUUUCUGUUUUUGUCAUAGAAGUCAUGUAUUAAAAAUCAUUUUCUUUUUCCCAAGACUAUAAUCAAGGUAGUCUAAUCUUUUUUAUGUAUAUAAAACUAUUAGGGCAGGAAUUAAGAACUGCCAGAAUUUUGUAAUGAUACCCAGCAGUAACCAUCAAUUUUAAGUCACAUAGAUUUUAUGAGGUAAAAAUAUUUAUUCACUUGAUAACUACUGCUUAAGGGUUAAAUAGAUAUCCUAUUUUCUGGAUUUCUGGAAAUAUCCCCCCUCCCCCUCCUGAAAUGUAAGAAUUUAACCAUAUAUAUUUUUAAAACGAAAUAUUCCCCUCAUCCCACCUAUUUUCCCCCUUUGACAUUUUUGUUUCGUCAGAUCCUAGAAGUAUACAUGCAUACUUAACUAUAGUAUGUUUAUAUUUAGUUUAUUUUUUUCAUUGGGAGAAGGAGGUAGGAAAGGGAAGAUGCUAAAAUGAUAAGACUUGUGAAUAAUUUAUCCAUCUAUACCUCAGUAUAACAAAAGUUUUAACUAAUACCAAGUAAGUUACGAAGUAUUCCAUGUUUGCCAAACUUUUGUACAUAGAGGAACAGUGCCUAAAUCUUAUAACAGCUAGCGAAUCUCUUUAACUGCCUUUGUUAUAUUCUCUAAGUACUAAAUUUCCAAUACCCAACAAAUACUAUGUGGACAGGGAAUUUCUUUGUAAAUAUUUAAUGUAAUCCAUUGUAGACAGCCAUUUUGUUUGAACUCUCCAAGAUUUGCUCACACCUUGUGUUCUCUCCCUUGUUUUGUCUGGCCUUUUGUUCAAGUUUUGUUUUAGUAGAUUUUUUUAGAAAUGUUACCUGCAUGUUUUUAUUAAUUUUUACAGAUUUUGUUAUUAUGCCCCCCUUCGAAGAAGGGAGGGCAUAUUGCUUUGCUGCUGUCUGUCGGUCUGUCGGUCGGUCUGUCGGUCCACUUAGUUUCCGUUCAUUUUCUUCACAACCCUUGCACAUACUGAAAUGAAAUUUGGUAUACAGAUAUAUCACAUGAAUAUCUAGGUCAAGUUUUGUUUUGGGUACAAUCACACCUUAUUUGACAGAGUUAUGCCCCUUGGACUUAGAAAAAAUUUCAAUUAUUUGCAGUUUCCGUUCAUUUUCUUCGCAACCGUUGCACACACUGAAAUGAAAUUUUGUAUACUGAUAUAUCACAUGGAUAUCUAAGUCAAGUUCUGUUUUGGGUACGAUAGCACCAUUUUUGACAGAGUUAUGCCCCUUGGACUUAGAAAAAUUUCAAUUAUUUGCAGUUUCCGUUCAUUUUCUUUGCAACAGUUGCACACAUUGACAUGAAAUU